UUGCCAUCAAGGACAGUGCAAAUCCUCUCCCAACAGUCAUGUACCAAGGAUUUGAGAGAUUCGACAUCAAGAUUGUGCUUGAGGUCACCAUUCCCUCCCUGACAGAGGAGCCAACUGACAUGUCGGCUCAGCCCAGACUCCAGGACUCGGUGGCUCAGACCAUCUUUGACGCAGGGACCAAGAUCAUUUACAGCAACGUC
Molecule: messenger RNA, 200 nt
Organism: Geodia barretti
Lineage: Eukaryota; Metazoa; Porifera; Demospongiae; Tetractinellida; Geodiidae
Source: the annotation of a GenBank genome assembly